Messenger RNA from Trematosphaeria pertusa, 4381 nucleotides. RefSeq lists its product as uncharacterized. NCBI's taxonomy places the organism in Eukaryota, Fungi, Ascomycota, Dothideomycetes, Pleosporales, Trematosphaeriaceae. The record is from RefSeq and is a predicted model, not a curated record. Gene Ontology annotation, molecular function: ubiquitin protein ligase activity; protein binding. Gene Ontology annotation, biological process: protein polyubiquitination; ubiquitin-dependent protein catabolic process. The transcript is spliced from 2 exons. Bases 323 to 3937 code for a protein of 1204 amino acids.
CUUGGUGGAAGCCCGCCGAAGUCCAAGCAGCUUCUGCUUCUUCCUCCCGACAGCCUCGCCACCCUGAUCUUGCGCUCGUACCUCAUGUACUUUAUCUAAUCAACACUCGCUCCGCUCAAGUCGCGUCCGUGACGCCUCUCCAUUCGCCGCCUCCGGCUUGAUCCCAGCAUUUACAGGUCUGCCCAGGCCUCGACUGGUCUUCGCAUACUGCGUGACGAGCUCUAACAUCUAGCAAGCUACAUCACCACGCUCUUUACUCCGCCCGAAGCUAUCGACAACCCAGCCCCAACCUUCCUCAACGCCGUCCCCACCCUGCCCCGCCAUGUUCCAAAACUUCACCGGGCACACACGACGGCCUCGUCAAGUCAAUCUCGGCGGCCGCAAGACACAUGCUUUCGGCAGCCCCGGCCCCGGAGCCGGAUCCCAAGCUGCUCUCGACCGCGCACAGCAGGAACGAGUCCAGAGACAACGGGAACGAGAGACGCUCCAGGCUGCCAAGGCAAUACAGAGGGUAUGGCGGGGUCAUUCGAGCAGAGAGAGAGUAGGCGGCUUGCUACGGCAGGAAUGGGAUGCUACCGAGGGACAGCCUGCUUCGGCACAGACGGCUACGCCAUACACCUCAAAAGAGGAGGCACUGGCGCAGCUGCAGCGACUCCUCAGGUUUGCGAGCACCCGCAAUCACGAAGACCUAAGCAGGAUACGGCAUUGCGCGUUCCGGCUGAUUGAGACGACACGACAACUCGGCGUUAUCGCUAGCGGGCCAUGGCCGUCGGCAUACCUGAGGCUGGAGAGGAUCGUCCUAUCGAUACUAGAGCGGCAGACCAAGGACGCUGCACCAUGGAAUCAGUACAACGACUUUUUGACGAUACUAAAAUUUCUGGCCGAGCAGAUCCCCGCAGCGACCUCACAGCACGCGAAACAAUUCUACGACACGCUCGCUCACGUCGCCGUGAAGCUAUUCCCGGUCGAAGAAGCCAGCGUGGCCGAGAACGAGUCGGACUUGGUCAAUACCCUAUUUGAGACGGUUAUUUCGCCCUUGGCAAAAGUGACUGGGUACACUCUGAACGCAUACGAGGCUUUUGGCUACGCCUUCUUGAUUCUGCCGAUGUUGAGCGCCAACACGACAUCGUCGCUGGCCACGAAAUUCAGGGAUUCACUGGCGGACGUGAUCAACUACAAGUUGCUAGCGAAUGCACUGGCGACCUCGUGCAAGGAAUCGGGCCUACAAGCACGCCGCGAACUAGCUAGUACUAUCGACAGGCUUCGAUUCUUAGGCGCCUUCAUCUACUUCCAUCGCUAUGCGCACAACUUUCAUACGCCCGAGGCUUAUUCCAUUCACAAGGACUUUGUGACCGUAGUCUCAAUCCUCCUAAACUCUCUGCCAGUCAACAUCAUAGAAGGGCCGGGUACAGACAGCGGCCGAAUAGAGGAUGCCGAAGGUCCAAGGAGCACCGAGCCGGUCAAUGAUUUCCUUAGGAACCAGAUUCUUUCCUUGGUCAACCAAGAAGGCAUCGGCAACCUCUUGGCGGGCUCGUCUCAGUCUUCCAAAGCAUCUGAAGACGACAAGGUGGAGGAAGCAAGGCAGCUUGCCAACUACGCUCUAGCUCUCCUCCGGUUCUUCCCGCGGAGAGGCGAUGAAAUCCGCAUGUGGCUUUAUAUUGGUCCAUCGGAUGCGCGGGCGUACAAGGGCGCGAGAAAGUCGCCUGCCAUAAGAUACUUUUGGGAGGCCUCCAAACGUUCCUCGGUAUUUGCAACCAUCUUCCGGGACUCGCGAGCUGCCAUUGAGCUGCUGCGGCCAAAGGCAUUAUCCGCCAAUGGAUCCACAAGUGAUUCCUUGCAACCGUUCUGGCAAGCUCCGCGCCAGCAGGUUGACCAGGACGCCAUCCGAGCCGACGAGUGGAGAGUGAUUCUCGUGUUUCUCGAGCUGUACACUUUUGUUCUAAAAGUGACCGAUGACGAAGAGUUCUUCUCAGGUGGUAAAGACGAAUUCUCCGGCCAGGUUCGUGACAAUUCUCUGCCUCUUGGGGAGGUCAAGGACCUCACGACAUUCCUCAAGAACCUAGGAUUCACGCUCUAUUUCAACGCCUCGGAUAUCAGUGCAUCGGUAGAACGCGAUUCUAGCAGCUCGAGCCUUACCUUUUUCAACCCAAAAGUGCCGGAGCCACAGGUCCAGAAACAGGACGCUGAGCCGUCAGUGGGCGGUGUCGCGGGCCUCAGCCUCGACUACGUCAAAGGCCUGGUGACUGGACUCCUGCGUAUGGUCUACGAACGAGACUCACGACGUAAAUUCUUACCGGCCGACCACUGGUUGAUGACGUCGAGGUUCGACAUGACGGGUUUCAUUCCGGCGGUUGUGGAAGAGGAGGAGAGCCGGCACAGGAUCCAGGAGGAGGACGAAGAGGACGUCGAUGAAGGAGAAGACGAAAACUUUGAUGAUACACCCCAACUCAUCGGUACCCAUCGAACCCAGCAACAGCGAAGACUAGAGAGGCUUCAGCGACAGCAGCGCAAGGCCUCUCGGAGGAGGUAUCUGCAGGCUGUUGCACCGCGCUUGGAGAUUCUGCAAAACAUGCCCUUCUUCAUUCCAUUCACAACUCGGGUUCAGGUUUUCCGCCAGUUUGUGAAUCUGGACAUGACAAAACGAAGAGGCAGUGCAGAUCCCGAAGCAUGGCGAUGGCGCGUCAUGCAGCGUCCGGAUGCGCCGCAACAAUUCGACAAGCACGCUGCACGAGUCCGGCGUGAACACGAGUUUGAGGAUGCCUUUUCUCAGUUCUAUGGCCUAGGGCAGGGCUUAAAGGAGCCUAUCCAAAUCACCUUUGUGGAUCAAUUCGACCAGCCUGAAGCGGGCAUCGACGGUGGCGGGGUGACAAAGGAGUUUCUCACCAGCGUCACGAGCCGCGCCUUUAUGCCAACCGAUUAUAUCGACAUGUUUGUUGAGAACGACCAGCACCUUCUCUAUCCGAAUCCGGCAGCGGUAGAGGAGCACAAAGAGGCCCUUAAACAGGCCGGUAUUCGCGAAGGCUCGACCGAAUUUCGACUGCAGGUGUCGGAGCUUCUGCAACGCUACGAGUUCCUGGGUCGCAUCAUUGGCAAGUGCUUGUACGAGGGCAUCUUGGUCGACGUCAACUUUGCGCCGUUCUUCCUCCGCAAGUGGGCUUUGACUGGCGGCACUGGCUCGGCACCAAACGAGUCUGGGUACCGUCCCUCCCUCAACGACCUGCGCGACUUGGAUGAAGGAUUAUACCAGGGUCUUCACCAGCUGAAGAACUAUGCGGGUGACGUGGAGGACUUUUCCCUAAACUUCACCGUCACAGACACCAUUGUCAUCGACCAUACGACAGACCCCAAGAAGACCAAAGCCAUCACCAAGGAUCUCAAACCCGAUGGCGCCAACACGCCCGUCACCAAUCAGAAUCGGCUCGUCUACAUUAGCUACAUGGCACGCCACCGUCUACAAAACCAACCGUACCUUCAGACGUCGGCUUUCUUACGCGGCCUGAGCACCAUGAUCCAACCUAGCUGGCUCUCCAUGUUCAACCAGUCCGAGUUGCAGACGCUCAUCAGCGGCACCUCCACCUCGAUUGACAUUGAGGACCUACGCCAUAAUACAAUCUACGGCGGCACGUACCAGAUCGGUGACGACGGCCAGGAACAUCCGACCGUCCAGCUCUUUUGGAAGAUUAUGAAGGAUUUUAGCGACGGAGAAAGGAGGGCAGUGCUCAAGUUCGUAACGAGCACGCCGCGGGCGCCUCUGCUGGGGUUCGGUACGCUGAAUCCGCGGUUCAGCAUUCGAGACGCGGGGAGCGAUCAGGAGCGGCUGCCCAGCACGAGUACGUGCGUUAAUCUGCUCAAGCUGCCAAUGUAUAGGGAUGAGAACGUGCUCAAGGAGAAGCUGCUGUAUAGCGUGUUUUCGGGCGCUGGGUUUGAUCUCAGCUAGGGUGCCGUUGAAGCAGAGCGUGGAGAGCUCAUAUGCAACGGGAAGCGCAUAGAUGAGUUUUGAUGGCUCCAACCAUAGACUAGCAUAGCGCAUGCAUUGGUUUGGCGUUGUUAUUUUAGUAGACGGGUACGAAGGCUUUGUGGCUGUGCAUGCGGUAUGAUUGAUGGCAUGGAUAGCUUGCAUUGAAUGCGAUGUAUCUUCGUACUCCCUACUCACUAGCCUCAAAGACGUGAACGGGCAACCUAAGCUCCUCUAGCGCCUCGGCACCAACGGCUGUGACUUUCCCUUCCAUCUCCAUAACGGUCGCCCCAUGCCACCAAAUUCUCAACACUCUCCUCUCUCAUCUUAAACCUCUUCAGCUAGCACCUCUUCUCCUAUAGCGUGUUUUCGGGGGCUGGGUUUGAUCUGAGCUAAAGCGCGAGUGCCGCGAGUCCGGUAAAGGAG